This is a messenger RNA of Marchantia polymorpha subsp. ruderalis, 2257 nucleotides long. Lineage: Eukaryota; Viridiplantae; Streptophyta; Marchantiopsida; Marchantiales; Marchantiaceae. The record is from the annotation of a GenBank genome assembly.
AAUUUUCCUCACUGCAAUGAGGUGAAGCACUUCGUCGAUGAGUUAAUGCAUAGAUUUCUGCUCUGCUGCUGUGUGUGAUUUUAGCGGGGCUAGACAAACUCUCGGGCCAAGAUGAUGAGAACCUGAUGCACGAGGCCUCAAACAACCGCCAGGAACCAAGCACAGACAUCGUCUCAUCUCGAUUACUCAGAUGUAUGGCUGACCUUUCCACCAGUAUCGAGAACGAGCAGCUGCGCUGGUCCUGCGUGCACGUCAUUCAAUGGCGAAUGUAGCAGUCAAGAUUCGUGAGCUUGCGAGCCUCGUCCUUCGUUAAAUAUGGAGUGGAUUCUCAUGCCUUCGUGUUCGUUGAACUGGCCACAACUGAUCCUGCUCUGCUGCCGAAGAGGUCGAUGGUCGGUCCUUGAUUUCAGUCCAACCGAGUUCUAACUGCAAGGCUGCUCUCGCGAUUCUGGGCUCCAGCUCACUGCACACCACCAAUGCUUUCCUGUCCCCUCGUGCAUCUGUCGCAAAAGGCCAAUUCCGGUGGUGCCAAUCCGGACGCUCGUGUCUCUUGCAGAUGACACGAUCUCGAUGGAGAGAGGCUCGCCGUCGGGUGCUCAUGGCACCGAUGGUGCGGCCAGGCCGUUAGAGGAACUCGGCGGUGACUAAUGUCGCGACAUCGCUGCAAUCGUUCGGGUUCGACGUAACGCGACCCCGAGGGGUUUCGCUCGGCCGAGCAUCGAGCGCUAGGUCAACAUUUCGGUCAGAUCCUGAAGAACUCGCAAUUUCUCGUUCGAGGAAAAUUUCGAGAAAGCAUCGGGUGGACGAUGCGAUGCAGAUGCAUGGUCUCGUGGUUCUCCGACAAGAUGAGGGUUUGAUCCCGUGAUCCAACUGCAACAGAAUCGAGCACCUUUGGCAGGAGAAAAUGUCCACGCCGACGAUGAUGAAAGAGAAUGCGGACGCUGCGGCGGCAGCGGCCGAUCGCAUCAAGACUGCGACUCUGAACGCGGCGAAAGGCAUGAGUCGCGCGCAGGCGGAGAGAGCUGCGGCGGCGGCAGCGAGAAAUGUGAACGCGUACGGGCAGAAGGAAGAGGGCCCGAGUCGAUGGCAGGAGCGCAAGGAGGCUAAGCGACAAAUGUACCUGAUGAGCACCGAGAAGGCGGUGAAGCUCGGCGUGAGAAAGGAUCACAAGUCUUUAGGUCACCGAAUCGGAGGCGUGAUGGAUCAGCAAUGCCAGAAAUGCCUGGAGAUCGGGCAUUGGACAUUCGACUGCAAGAACGAGCGGGUCUACGUGUCUCGACCAUCACGGACUCAGCAGCUGAAAAACCCGAAGCUCCGACCUCGACCGACGGUGCUGGGAAAUUCUGCUCCGGAGGGAGAGCCCGAAGCAGAAACCAUGGACUCCAGAAAGUCUCCUCUGAGGAGAUCUGACAUGCGGAGUAGGAAGAGGAGAAGAUCGAAGAACAAUGAUUCUCCUGAGAGUAGCGACGACAGCGAUGACGAUGACGGUGACGGUAACACUCCUCCGUCGUCGUCGGAGGAACCUUCUUCCAGCGAGCCGAGCACAUCCGGAACUUUCUCCAGCAGCACACAUUCGACACCGUCGCGCACCUCGAGCAGCUCGAAGAAGAGUACCGACAGUUCUGUCAGCAUUCCCACUCCCGAGUCGGAGUCCGACGAGCGCCCGGAGCCCAAAAAGCGCAGUAGCGGAUCGGAAGAGGAGUACAGAGGUCUGAGCACGGAAGGUGCCCGCAGGAGAGGGCGCAUGAAGAUCAGACACGCCAUGAGAAACCUCAACGCCAAAUCCACGAAGAAACAACGAAGAAAACGAAGAAGAUUCAGAAAGAAAUGAGUGCAUGGCCUUCUGCAUGGCCUCGAAAUCCAAGCUCAGAUAUGCACUCACUUCUACCAUCUCCUCCACGAGAUUGCGCAAUUUUUCGACAUGGACAUCAACCGUGUAUGAGAAUUAAUUCGUGUUCCUAACCUGGAGAGAAUCUGGAGUGUUCAAAGUCUUUUGAACUCCUCGAAACGAUGGUAACUACAAUGGAAGACAGUGCCAUAAGAAGAUCGGCCUCUCUGCCCAGUACACGAGUGUAAGAGACGAGUGGAAUGCACUUUGUGCACGGUUGCACGAUCAGCGAAUGCCUGAGCUUAAAGCAAAUAUGCAACGGACGUCAUCUGAACCUUAACUCUAUGCAUGAUCCAUUAUAUCCUCACAUUCCUCUAUUUGGAAGGGGAAACCAAGUGAAAUAACAAAAAGGUCGAAUAUUGGUACCUA